AUUAUUAAGUGCAACGCGAGCGUCACUCGGAAAGCAAGUUAAAAUUGAACUGUUUGCAAGUUUGGUCCACAGAACUGACUGCUUGUCCUUGUAAAUCAUUACGAAACAUUUCAAAUAACAAAGUUAGCUCUAGAAUGCAGGCAAUUCAACGGCCGCCACUCAGCGCUUGCGCUCGCCCAACCCGUUGCCAUUUUGCGCCGACGAAAGCUGCAUUCCCAUCUGGGAGAACUGGGUUUGCCCAACUACAAGUAUGCAGGGCUCGGCUACAAGGCGAGGAGCAGGCGGAGGAGGACCGCGUUGCCAGUGCGCGCGCGGAGGUCACGAAGCGGAUAAAGGCACUGGGUACUCAGGGCAAAGUGAAGGACGCUAUCUCGGCCUUGGCGGGCCUGGCUAACCUGGGCAUUCAGCCCGACACGCGGGCGGCGACGGCGCUGGUGCAGGCGUGCACUCGUGACAUGGAGCUGGCUCAGAGCAUCUUUGACGAGAUGUUUGGCGAGUUCCUGCAACCCGACGAGGUGACCUUCUCGGUGCUGCUGCGCGGCUACGGCGCCACCACGCCGCCCGACUGGCCGCGCAUCGACUCCACACUGACCACCAUGCGUGUGAAGUACGGGAUAGAGCCCACCGCACUGUCCUUCAACGCGCUGCUGGAGGUGUGCUGCCGCACCAGCGACAUCGACCGCGGGCAGGACAUCAUCGACCGCAUGGCCGCUGACGGCGUGGAGCCGGACGAGUUCACGGAGGAGGUGGUGGCGCGCCGCCGCGUGCUGCGCAGCUACCUGCGCAAGACGCUGCUGUGAGCAGGGAGGUGGUGGGCAGCAGAGGGCUGUGGGGCGGGAUCGGCCGUGGGCAGGAGCUGCGGAGGACCGGGUGAGGGACGGCGGCGGUCGGACAACAGCAUUGAGAACGAGCUUGGCUCUGGCGUGCGGGAGGCGCUUGGCUGAUGAGGUUGGCCGGUGUGUUGCUUUCGCCGGGUAAUGAGGUGGGGGUGAAGAGAGUAUGGGUGUGCGGCUGUUGUGGUCCUGGGAGGUUCACGCUGGCCGCCGCGGUGUGGUCCUGGAGGGCGCGAGACAACCCCCCCCCCCGGCACGAGGGGUGUUUUAAGCGAACGCCGGGACCUAGCACAAAAACCUAGGCACAAAAACCCGCAUUAGAAUGGACGCUGUCUUAUGCUGAUGGUGGAAGGCUUUGGACGGCUAUACGGAGGGUUUGCGGCGGUGCUGAGCUUAGGGUCGGAAGCGUCGCAGUGACCUCACGCCGUGCGGCCCCCUGGCCCGCUGACCCACUUCUUUAGUGUCACACAUCUCUGCUCGUCACUUGCCGAUGAAAUGUACUC
Messenger RNA from Chlamydomonas reinhardtii, 1336 nucleotides. RefSeq lists its product as uncharacterized. Gene Ontology annotation, molecular function: protein binding. Bases 135 to 800 code for a protein of 221 amino acids. NCBI's taxonomy places the organism in Eukaryota, Viridiplantae, Chlorophyta, Chlorophyceae, Chlamydomonadales, Chlamydomonadaceae. The transcript is spliced from 4 exons. The record is from RefSeq and is a predicted model, not a curated record.